This is a messenger RNA of Ichthyophthirius multifiliis, 2953 nucleotides long. RefSeq names its product nfx1-type zinc finger protein, putative. Lineage: Eukaryota; Ciliophora; Oligohymenophorea; Hymenostomatida. The transcript has 3 exons. The record is from RefSeq and is a predicted model, not a curated record. Gene Ontology annotation, biological process: regulatory ncRNA-mediated heterochromatin formation. Gene Ontology annotation, cellular component: nuclear RNA-directed RNA polymerase complex.
CUUAUAGUAUACAAAGAAGAAUUAGCUAAAAGAAAUGCUUAAUUAUUGAUUUAAUAUAAAAUAAUUGGAAUGACAUUAAAUGGAGCGGCAAUGCAUGCCUAAGUAAUCAAACAUUUAAAUCCUUAUAUAUUAUUGAUUGAAGAGGCUGGUGAAGUCCUCGAAAAUCUAAUAGUUCCUUUACUAUUUCCCUUAUUAAAAUAAAUAAUAUUAAUAGGUGACCAUAAACAACUAAGGCCUUAAGUAAACAAUUAUUUUUUGGAAAAAAAAUACAAUCUAAACAUUUCUUUACUAGAGAGAUUAAUAAAUAACAAUAUAGAACACGUCUAAUUGAAAUAUUAAAGGCGUAUGAGAUUCGAAUUUGCUGAUUUUAUACGUUUAAUUUAUCCUAGAGAGUCUUAUGAAGACCAUCAAACAAUUUAAGUAUAUCCUAAUGUACUAGGAAUGCCCCAAAACAUGAUUUUUAUCAAUCAUAAGGAACUAGAAUCUUGUAUUUAAGAAAAUAAAAGCAAAAAAAAUUUUUAUGAAGCCAAUUAUGCAAUUGAAUUAGCUAAAUAUAUAGUAUUACAGGGUCAAUUUAAGCCUAAUUAAAUAACUAUAUUAUGUUUUUAUUUAGGGUAAACUUAAGAAAUCCGAAAAAUAGUAAGAAAGAACCACAAUAAAUAAUUAAAUGGAAUAACUAUAGUUUCAGUAGAUAACUAUUAAGGAGAAGAAAAUGAAAUUAUUAUCCUUUCGUGUAUUAGGUCAAAUAAAGAAGGAAAAAUGGGCUUUACGAAAACAGAAAAUAGAAUAAAUGUAGCCUUUUCAAGAGCUAAAAUCGGGUUUUAUAUUCUUGGAAAUUUCGGGAUGUUUAAUACUAAUUAUGAAAAUAAUAACAAAGAAACUUUAUGGUAAAAAAUUCUAACUUUAGCUAAAAAAAAAGAAUUUAUUAAAGAUGAAAUUAACUUUGUAUGUAAAUAACAUAAUUAAGGUACUCUAGUUAAACAUUAUGAUGAUUUUGUGAAAAUGCCGUUGGGUGGAUGUAAAAAAUUUUGCAAAUUAGUAAGGAAAUGCGGACAUAUAUGUCCUCUUAAUUGCCAUAAUAACCCAUGUGAAAGUUUUGAAUGUUAAUAAAAAUGCUUGAAAGUGUAUGAGUGUGGUCAUUCUUGCUAACUGAAAUGUUUUUCCAAUUGUAAUCCUUUAUGUUAAUAAUAUGUUCAUAAAACAUUAAAUUGUGGGCACAUUAAAAAUGAAGUAUGUUCAAAAAAUAUAAAUAGUAUCUAAUGUUAAGAAAUAGUCCCUGAAAAAUAGUUUCAGAUUGUAAACAUGAAAUAUAGGAUUAAUGUUAUAAAAAUUAAUUAUAAUUACAAUGUACAAUAUAAUAGUAAAUUGAAUUAAGAAAUUGUAAACAUUUAUAUCUAACAACCUGUCAUAUAAAAAAAUAAUACAAUUGCCUUUAUACCAUUAAUAUGGAAUAUUCCUUAAAUAUAAAUUGUAAGGAGCUUGUACUUAAAAAACUUAAAUGCGAUUUGCAUUCUCAACUAAUAGAUUGUUAUAUAAAUCCUUUAGAAUAAGUAUGUAAUGAAUUAGUUGAGAAAACAUUAGUGUGUGGAAUUCAUUAAUAAAAUAUGAAAUGUUUUGAUGAUCCUUUAAAAGUUAAUUGCAAAGAAAAAGUCUAAAAAUUACUCCCUUGCUCACAUUAUGCAUAUAAUGUAGAAUGUUACGAAACCCAAAUAAUAUUUAAUGUGAAGAAAAGUAAAAAAGACUUACCUUGUGGACAUUAGACAAUUGAUUCUUGUUAUGUAGAAGUAACAAAUAUUUUAUGCUAAUAAAUUGUUGAAAAGAAAUCAAUUAAUUGUGAGCAUUUCAUAUAAAUUAAAUGCUCUGAAAACCCUUAAAGUAGUGACUGUAAAAUUUUAGUUACAAAAAUAUCUCCUUUAUGUGCACAUCCGGUAUAGGAUAUUUGUUCUAAAAGCUUAAAUAAGCUUAAUUGUUAAACUAUUGUUAGUAAAUAAAUGAAAUGUGGACAUUUUAUAGAUACUAAAUGUAAUGAAAAAAUAAACGAAAUAAAAUGUUAGUUUAUGGAAUUAAAAGAGCGUUUUUGCGGGCACAAAAAAAAUGUGUAUUGCUAUUAAAAUGUAAAUGAUGUUAUUUGUGAAGAAUAUCUGACUGAAUAAUGUUCUAAAUGUGAUGGAAUUAUAUAUAGGCAAUGCUAGUCUAAAAAAAAUCAAUAAGAGUGCAAAAAUAUGGUUGAGAAAAAAAAAAAUUGCGGUCAUACUGUAAAAAUAUAAUGUAAUUAGAAAAUACCAAUUAAAUGUACAGAAGAAAUAGAAAAAAAAUAUGAUAAAUGUGCUCAUAUAAUCAAAUAUUAGUGCUAUAACUCAAAAAAUAUUCAUUAAAAUUGUAAUUAAUAAAUGCCAAUAGAAUAUAAAUGUGGUUGCAAAAAAUAUAUUUUAUGUUAUUAAAUGGAAGUAAACAUUAAAUAACUUAUGUUAAAAAUGUGAAUAACAAAAUAUACAAUAACCAUAAUAAAAAUCAAAAGAAUAAUUACCUUUAAAACAAUCUAAAAUAAAUAAGCCUGUCUAAUAAUAUUAAUCUCAAAUGUAAAAUGACCAAGAAGAACAAAAAGAUGAAUAAAAUAUAGAUUUAAUCUAAUCAAAUAAACUAAGAAGAAGACUUUAAUAAACUUCUCCAUAAAACCUCUAAAAAAAUUAAUAGCUUAAUAUUGUCGAAAAAACCAAAGAAUAUGUAAAAGAACCAACUAAAGAACCAUUCAUAUGUGGUCAUUAAUAAAUAACUAACGACCAAAAUGAAUAUGACUGCAACUCAAUAUGUAAUAAAGAGCUUUCUUGUGGACAUACUUGUACAUCAAAAUGUAGAAAUUGUUUAUAUGGAUUAUUACAUUACCCUUGUUAAAAAAUAGUAUAAGUCUAAUUGUUUUGUGGGCAUAAAAAAUAAAUGAAAUGUUCUGAUUAUG